AUGGCAUCCGCCCCCAGAAGGCAGCCCUGCUUCCUCGAGAUACCCGCCCAGAACGUAGAGAAGCUCAAGACAUUCUAUGCAUCUCUAUUCCCAUCGUGGGAAUGGAAACCAGCACAUGGUGAAGCGACGGAGGAUGGGAAUCAGAUGCGGCAUUUCAAAUUCUCCGAGCCUAAAGAAUGGUUCAAGAUGGGCCAGGGGCAGUAG
Messenger RNA from Aspergillus viridinutans, 204 nucleotides. RefSeq lists its product as uncharacterized. The record is from RefSeq and is a predicted model, not a curated record. Lineage: Eukaryota; Fungi; Ascomycota; Eurotiomycetes; Eurotiales; Aspergillaceae. The transcript is spliced from 3 exons. Bases 1 to 204 code for a protein of 67 amino acids.